This is a messenger RNA of Podarcis lilfordi (Lilford's wall lizard), 20458 nucleotides long. Lineage: Eukaryota; Metazoa; Chordata; Lepidosauria; Squamata; Lacertidae. The record is from the annotation of a GenBank genome assembly.
GCCUUGAGUAGUAGAGUGAAAAGUCCCUGGUUCACUCCCUGGCAUCUACAGUUAAAAGGGUCAGAUAGUCAGGGAUAGAAAAACUGUUAUCUGGCUGAGACCUUGGCCAGCUGCCACAGUAGACUAGCCUAAUGAGUUUAGAAAAGGCAGCUUCUUUUUUAGACAUGCUAAGUGACUGCUUUCACUUUGCUUUAGUUGUCCUCAGAACAACAACAAAAUCCAAAUUGGGAAUUGGUGUAUUUUUAUUGGUGAAAGGGUUGGUUAAUUUUGCAGCCAACUUCUGUAUGUUUUAUAUUAUUGCAAAAUUCUCAGCACAUCUCCAGUCUGAUAUCUUACAAAAUUUGCUUUGGUAUCUUGGCAGAAAGGCAGUAUAUAAACGUAAUGAAUUAAAUAAAGGGGGACGGAGUCGGUUAACUGCCAAGUCAUAAAUGCUCAUACUACACAGAUUACAACAACAAAAAUGACAACUUCCGUUUUCUGGGAGGGCAGCCAGGUCACGUUGCAAGCGUUUUAGAGUCACUUCCUAGACCAUCACGUGACAGCAACGCCUGUCGCUGUGACGACUUGAACUAGCAUCAUUUCCCUUUCUCUGCUGCGGGCUCUAGCUGGCUGUCCUCGUCACGUGAUACUACGACCAUAGAGUUCAGAAAGAAGCCUAUAGAAGGAUCAGAGCAAAAUAGGAAGUUGUCAUCUGGAGCACACCGGAAGCGAUCGCUUCCUUUCUCCCCCCCCACCCGCUGUUUGGUAGAUGCCGGAAGAGAAGGCCCCGGCUAACGGCGAGGGUCCAAGAUGGCGGAGGUGGUGAGUUGAGAGCCGGGGAUUGCGGGGUGGGGGUCUGGUUGGGCUUGCUGGCCCCUCUGCUAAUCUCUCUCUAACUCCUGCAGGAGGAAGUGACCGAGGGGUGUCGCCUCCCCGUGCUGCGCCGUAACCAGGAAAACGAGGACGAGUGGCGUGAGUGAGGGGCGGGGCGGAGGCUCAAGGGGCGGGGCGGAGGCUCAAGGGGCGGGGCCAGCUGUCAUCAUGGCCCAGAGGGGAGACCUCUCACCUUGUGGGGGAAAUGAUAUCUGUUACCAAUGAACCUUGGGGAGGGUUAGCAUGGACAAGAAGGUGGAGUCAAAGAGGCUGGUGAGGCUGAGGGCCAGCACCGCAGGGGUGUCAGGUCUAAGGUCAGGCUGCGAAAGAGCAUCCUGCAGUGUAUUGGAGUGUGGUACAUGGGGAGGCUCAGAUUCAAAUCCUCAUCUGCCUAUAACACUCAGUGAUUGAAUUGGGGUCAGUUGUAAUCUUGGUCCAGGUGUGGAGAGCCUUCAGCCCUCCAAAUCUUGUUGAAUUAUAACUCUUCUCAGCCCUAGUCAAGCUUGGCUGGUGGACAGGAGUCCAGCCUACUUUCCAGGAUUGUUUAGACAAAAAUAGAGAAGGGAGACCUGUAUGUAUCACCUUGAGCUCCUUGGAUGAAAGGCCUGGUAUAACAGUAAAUAUGGGCCAAGAUGAGGUGGGACCAACAGCACAGUCUUACCUAUGCCAUCUCAGAAAUAUGUUCUAUUAAUUCAUUGGAGGCUAGUGUGGUUUUGAGUUCCACCACAAUCAAGAUGUCAAGGAGUCUAGAGGUCUCUGGGAAUUUGGGGAGAAUCCAGUGGAGGAAAGGAGCGAAUGGAAUUUAUUAAUCUCAACAGGUUUUGAUGACUUUAUGAUUAAAGGUAUUGCAGAACGAAACACACUUUGUUCUCCAUGUACAAAAGGAAGUCCAAGUAUCUGUGGCAAAAUCAUAUUCUAAACUGUUUUGUAUCUUUGCCCUUAUCCUACCCAUUAUUUGUCAAUCUUCUGUCAGUGAUGAGUUCCAGUAACAGAAUCUGGUAUUUGGAUACAUCCAUGACAUUGAUUACUGGCAAUGCAGGUCAGGGCUAGCAUUUCUUUACAGCACUCUUACCUGUUAUUCAUAUCUGAAAAGAUAAAUUGAGUUAAGAAAGAGUAGUGCCCUCAGCCAUCUAGUCUUACAACCAGGAUUUGAACUUGAGUUUUUUUUGUCUAGGCUCACAUUAGUUCUUAAUACUCACAUUUCACAGACUGAGAACAUUGAUUGUGAGAAUUUUUUUACAGAGAUCCUUGUGGCAGACUAAACUAAACUCUAAAUAAAAUAUUCAGGCCCACUGAUAUAACAUUUGCAUCGCAGGAAUCCCAAAUAAGAGAGUCUUCCUGACACUUUUAGUAGUAGCCUUUUCAGAGGUCCACAAAGUGGUCUCCUCUCCCUCUCUCUCCCUCCCUCCACAUUCUCUUAGAUAAUAUAUUUCUUUCUUUCAACAGCACUGGCUGAAAUACUUAGCGUCAAGGACAUCAGCGGCCGAAAACUUUUCUACGUUCACUACAUUGACUGUGAGUAGAUGGAGACAAAUCCAUUUGGAGGGUGGGCAGGAUGAAAUCAUAAAAUGGGCUUUUCCAGAUAGGAAUGAUGAAGAACGUCUGGGAAGGCAAAAGGUUAUAGAAACAUACUCAAGAUACUUAGAAAUUGAAAGCAGAAUAUUUUUUAAUUACUAUCCAGUAAUUAAAACUGGUCUACCCACUUAAAUGGGGAAGUAGACCAGCCUUUUCCCAGAGCAGGAAUGGGGAACCUGGAGUCCAACUCCCAGCCAGCUUGGCUCGACCCUGGCGAGCUUGGCCAAUGACCGGGGCUGAUUAUCGUUGUUAUCUAACAACAUCUGGAGGGCCACAGGUUCUGCAGCAGACUGCCCAUAGAGCUCACAGCAGAACCAGCAUGCUAAGCAGGGGUAAACUUCCUUUCCAUCUGUCCUGAGCAUCAGAACCAGUCCUAAUAAAAAAAGUUUUUGGAGUUGAUUGUUGCUGACUUCAUUCUUCACGUUGGGAACAUCUGAGAAUGCUUUUGAAACUCAGUAUUGGGCCAAAAACAAGACUCCAUCCUUCCCCUGUUGGGAUGUGACUACCAAGAUUAGCCAAAAGGCGUGGACUCUUCAUUCCAGCCCUUGGGACCUGUUUUUGCUUUUGAUGUGUAUAUGUACGUAAUGAAAUCUCGUCACCAAAAGUAGACAGCUGGCAGCUACAGUAAACAAGCAGGUGGGAAGACAGGCAGAAGCUUGGGGCACUGCCUAGAAAGAUAGGGGGGAUGUAACAGGGAUUGCUGCUAGCUAGAUAGCGAUCCAGAGCCCUGCUUUUAUCAUCAUCUCAUUCCUCCUUAAAGAUGGGGGUGGGAAAAUUAUCCCUUGCCUUGAACCAUGCAGUUAACAAGCGUCUGGAUGAAUGGGUGACUCAUGACCGGCUGGAUUUGAAGAAGAUACAGUUCCCCAAAAAGGAAGCGAAGACACCCACCAAGAAUGGGCUGCCUGGAUCACGGCCCAGCUCUCCGGAACGUGACGUGGUAGGAGGAAAUGUGGGCCCUGGGGGGGGGAGGGGAAGGGCGGCUUUGGGAGGAUGUGAUCUGGCAAGGGAUCGGUGGGUGGUGGUGUUAGUUUGGACCUGGGGAAGAGAGUGCUUUUAUUAGCAUUGGGGUUAAUUCCCCGUCCCAUUCCCCCAGGUCUCUUUGGGCUAAGGACAGAGACUUUAUAAAGAACGAGGCCUUUGGAAGCAUUGGUGGUUUUCUUCCGGUCUUGUCCCUUGUGUCCUUUUAUUGUGCUGCCCAGCCUGCAGCAUGUGGGGAUGGUGGUCCCUGCACCCUUCCCCAGAGCGGCAGUGCCGCCCCUUGCCCCUCCCUCCCAUGUGUUGGUAACACCCCUCUUCCUCCCCCACUCAGAGGAAGACCUUGGAUCUGUCUCUACAACCAGCCGCAACUCCAUCCAGCGGUAAAACCCUUCCCAUUCCGGUGCAGAUAACCCUCCGUUUUAACCUACCUAAAGAGAGGGAGGCCGUCCCCGGCUCGCCCGACCAACCCCUCUCCUCCAGCUCCUGCGUCCAGCCAAACCAUCGCUCAACGGUACGAACCGGCGCUCGGCCGCCCCGGCUCGCUCCUUUUGUGUCUUUUGUCUACCCGGCACGUUCUCAAGAGGCCGCACAAGCUGGGCGGGGUUGGGCAAGGUCUGGGCUGGCAAGGGAGGCCUCCAAGGGAGGAGCCCGGGGGCAUUCUGGCCUUCAUCUUGAGGGCACUCUCUUCCCUCCCGAGUCAAAGAAGAGUAGUGCAGGUGACCCCCUACAGGAAAAACACCAAAGAAAUAAAGAACGGGUUCAAAUCAAGCCUCCAGUACAGUGCCCUGUGCACAUUGGCAUUCAGAACCAUAUUACUCAUUGAACUAAGCUCUUGAGUGUCGCUCAGGGUCUGGAGCCUGUGAAUGACCAUGGAGCCCCACUAAAAAUACUACUCAGACGUCCAUUUAUUGCUGACUAAGUGCCCUGGAGGGACGUGGGUGGCGCUGUGGGUAAAACCUCAGCACCUAGGGCUUGCCGAUUGCAUGGUCGGCGGUUUGAAUCCCCACGGCGGGGUGAGCUCCCGUCUUCUGGUCCCAGCUCCUGCCCACCUAGCAGUUCGAAAGCACCCUUAAGUGCAAGUAGAUAAAUAGGUACCGCUUUGUAGCGGGAAGGUAAACGGCGUUUCUGUGUGCUGCGCUGGUGCCAGCUCGCCAGAGCAGCUUUGUCACGCUAGCCACGUGACCCGGAAGUGUCUUCCGACAGCGCUGGUCCCCGGCCUCUUAAGUGAGAUGGGCGCACAACCCUAGAGUCGGACACGACUGGCCCGUACGGGCAGGGGUACCUUUAAGUGCCCUGGAAAUUUUAUUUGGUUUGAAACCAGCUUAGCUGCUACAGUCACUUCAUUCGGCCCCAAGUCCCCAGGUUCCUUGCUUCACAGCCUCGCUGUUAAGCAAGUUAGAGAUUUGAAUCGUAGUUUAAAUGUUGGGUGGGGGCGUUUUACUUGCAGCUGUCCUUUUUAUAUGGACUCUCUCUUUCUCUGUGAUGUGUCUGCCUGCAAACCCAUUAAAACACACCCUGCACCUAAGGUGUCUUUGUGUAAAAGUCUCUGAUACCAGAGGCGGGGGAAAAGCUGUUGUGAGCAUACAAGCAGACCUUCCAUUGUGGAAGGUUCCCCUCCCCCCCAGAUGCGGGAUUGGGACAGCCAUACAUGCUCCAUUGACUGCAGAAGAUUGCUGUACAAAGCAGGUCUGAGUCCCCAAGGAUGGGGGACAAGUAAUCUCUGUAAAUGUUCAGAAGAGUCGGAGCUCAGUGAUAGAGCACUUGCUUUGUGUGCAGAAGUUCCCAGGUUCAAUCCCCAACAUCUUCAAGUAAAACUGGGAAUGCCUCCCUUUUUGAAACCCUGGAGAGCUGCUGCCAAUCAGUGUAGACAGUAAUGAGCUAGAUGGACCAGUGGGUUUGAUUGAUUAUGAAGGCCCCAAAGCAGAUGAACUUGAGCCAUAACCCCUGUAUGACCUUCCCCGCAAGGCCCAAUCCCCGUGGGGGCUGUGGGUCAAAGUCACCAUGUUUUUUGCUAUGGGACAUGCAAGUGGGGAUCUCUGCUUGGAACUGAGUGGGCACAUGGAAAUGUGUUUGGAAGCAUAUCAGCGGCUGUUGAGGAAGGGCAGGUUAUUUCAUGGGCAGCCCCAGAAAUAACUUGCUUUGUUUCUGUCUCUUCCAGAAGAGGAAAGUGGAAGUAGUUUCUCCAGCAACCCCCAUCCCCACCCCAACAGAGACAACACAAGCAUCAGUGUUCCCCCAGGUAAGCCACUCCGCACACACCUCCAGUGGUUCUUGUUGGACGAAUGGGUCUAGGUAAGGGAUUAUGCCUUUCGGGGGUUGUGGAGGAAGAGAGAGCCAGGUUCUGAAGAGGAGCCUGUGAGUGUCUCCACAAACACCCAGGAUGCAAAAGCUGCUCUUCCAGCUACUCAAACAGAGGUUGGUGAAAGGCUGGAGUUUGCGUUUUCUUAACGAGGAAACCAAAUCUGAAUCCUUGCCUUUGUGCAAAACCACAUUUGAUUUUGACCUCAACUUACAGAACAGCACAAGGGGAUGGGUGUGUGCACAUGAGACCCAAGCAGGCGGCGUGGAAUUUUAGCUUUUCCUUUGGGAGGGCGGCUGGAUUUUAUUCAUGCUCCAAUGUGGGCCGUUGGCCCACAGAACACAUGGCCCCAGUCUGAAACUAAGCAGGACAGGGUCUGGAAUGUAGGCCUGCCUGAGAACACCACACUGACUUCUGAAGAGGAAGAUGAGCUACAAUAAAUAAAUACACCUCCUAAAAAUAAAUAUACCUCCCAAGCCAAAUAGGUUUGUGACCUAAAGAGCGGGGAUGCAUGUGUUGCCUUCCUCUUUAGCAGCCCUCCAGACCUCUUUGUCUUGCCCUUAGAACCCUUUCACCAACCUGGCUUGCAUCCUCCUUGACUAUUUUUGCUUGGCUAGAAUGUCUCCUUGAAUUCUCAUACUGCUUCUUGGGUGCCAGGAUGGAGAGGAACGUAUAUGUAAGUUAACCAUUGUUCCUCCACCCAUGUUUUCUCCUGGCCCUGCCCGCCACGGGCGGCCCCCGAAAAGUUGCCUGGAUGGGUGAGUCACCUCAGGGUGCAAAAAGUUCCUCCCUCUUGCUGUAGCUUCUGUCCCUCAGUGAGUCUUCUGGAGCUCUUUUUGAGGUGCCUUUUAAUACUUUUCUGCAUGAGCUGGAGAGAGGGGGAGGGAGUGCCUGGACAGUGACUUUCCCCUGCUCUCUCUGACAUCCUCCUUGACCCCGUUUUUGUCUUCCAGAAUGGCUCCGCACGCCGAGCGGUGGCUGCCCAGCCUGGCAGGAAGAGGAAAUCCAAUUGCCUUGGCACUGAUGAGGUAAGUGCCAGGGCUUGGGGUAGUGCCUGCCAGCCUGCUUCCCAGGGGGGCACCAGCCUGGAAGAAGGAAUGUGUGGCUCUUCCUCGUUCAUCCAGAAUCUCCCGCCUCCCCCCGGUUUUUGUGAGCAGGACUCCCAGGACAGCUCUGACGGCAUCCCCUCAGCCCCACGCAUGACAGGCAGUCUGGUCUCGGACCGCAGCCACGAUGACAUCAUCACGCGCAUGAAAAACAUUGAGUGCAUUGAACUGGGGCGGCACCGCCUGAAGCCUUGGUACUUCUCGCCCUACCCACAGGAGCUCACCACCCUCCCCGUCCUCUACCUCUGCGAGUUUUGCCUUAAGUACGUCAAGAGCCUCAAAUGUCUCCAGAGGCACCUGGUAAGUCCCAGGACCCAGUUUGGGCAGCCUGUCAUCCGGGACCCAAAGUCUGCUGGACUGGAUUGCUCUGUUUCUCAGCCAGCUCUUUGUCGCCAACACCUAGCGGCUGCCCGAGACUGCAUGCUGGCUACCGUUGGGAUACCAGGUCUAACAACACCCUGAGUUGCCCAGACCCGCCUGUUUCUCAAGACGCCAGGUCUGUCUUCCUGGGUUGGUAGACCUGGUCUCUGGCCUGGGUAGACCUAAUGCCCAGUCUGACUUGUUAUAGCAGGUAAGCCCAAUGCCAUACUGUGCCUGCUCCUGCAGAGUCAGAGGCCAGGCAGGUCUACCGUCCCGACUGGCUGUCGGGCAUGCCUGGAGACUGUUGGGCUCGGCAGACCUGUUGAUGGGGAUCUACUACCCAUUGCCCAGGGUUGGUAGCCCUGAUGCUAGCCUGGGAUUUCUGCCUGACGCAGCCUCCAGGAGGUUAAACCUAUUGAGUCUAGUAGACCCUGUUGGUCUUCUCCUGCCUAUUGGAGGACAGGUCUGCCUACCGUCACAUCUCUGUCACAGCCUUGCGGGCUACACAUGCCCAUCGUGCCAGUUUGUGCAUUCAGAAGAUUUGAUUGGCAAAACGUCUCCAGAUGAGAUAGGGCUUGUUUGAGUACACCCCUAUGGGAACAUACUGGAGGGAAAGCUUGCUUCUUCACCCUUGCAGGCUAGUUUUCUACAUGCCCCCGAGGUAUUUUAUACGAGAAGCAGGACUUGGAGCAGUUUUGCUCCUCAAGCCGCCUGAUUGCAUCAGUUCUGUGCAACUCGGAAUCUCAAAAAGCUCCUACAAUCACCUGGGGAGUCAAUAUAUUUAUUUAUUUUAUAUAUUGUGCUAACAACAGUGAUGACAAAAAAUACAAAUCAGGCUGAUACAACAGAAAUAAAACAAGAAUACACUUUUAAACAUAGAAUAAAAUAAAACCCAUUACUGUCUUGGGUUGGAUGAAUCUUAAAGAGGAACAGUAUCAUAUAUUUUUGAAUCAACCAAAUCCAUUGAGAAGCAGCGGGAGGUAGCAGGCAGUGUUCUUCCUUAUUGACAUUAGUACAGUGGUACCUCGGGUUACAGACGCUUCAGGUUACAGACUCUGCUAACCCAAAAAUAGUACCUCGGGUUAAGAACUUUGCUUCAGGAUGAGAACAGAAAUCGCACCGUGGCAGCGGGAGGCCCCAUUAGCUAAAGUGGUACCUCAGGUUAAGAACAGUUUCAGGUUAAGAAUGGACCUCCAGAACGAAUUAAGUUCUUAACCUGAGGUACCACUGUAAUAUAAUCAAACCAAACCCCUACAAAUCUAUCCAAAAAUCUAUCCUUUUUACAUUGUCCCCUGGAAAUGCAUAGUUUGUUGGUCAGCUUUUAUAAUAAAGCAAGUUCCCAAACUUUGGAAUACGAAAAAGAAGUAUUGGCUCCGUUUGGAACUUUCUAGAAAUGAGCCAUUGUGGCUCUAGCAGCCAUCUCAAAAUGAGCAAUUAGCUCUUUAUUAUGUAUACUAAGACCAGCUUCCUCAAAAAUAGGUAAUGGUGCAAGCUGGGCAGAAGGGAUAAGAAAACAAUUCAAAAUUGUAUUGAUUUCUUUAAAAGCCAGAGACCAUAAAUGAAAAUAUGUUUGAGUAACAGGCCUCUGGGAGUUCUGUACCAGUUCGUGAAUCACUUUUAAGGACAGUUCUUUAUAUUUUGCUGAAACAGAGCGGAGAGGGGGCUUCACCCAUAUUCUCUGCCAGGUAUCAUCCUCUUUGCCCCAACCUGUGUCCUGGCUCCAUGCUAAUCUUAAACCGAGCUGCCUGUUUGGUUCCUGUUUCAGUAAAAGUUUGUAUAACCCAGAGUCAGUAUUGAAAUGAUAACUGUGUGUGCUUACUUUGCACCAUCCAAUUGUGUAAAACAUGGGAGAGAACUCUUGAGCCCCUUGCUGGACUUCCAGAGAGGGAAGACGCAACACUCAUUUCCCUGUGUGUGUGCUCCACUAAAGGUUAGGUUCUUGAUUCCCCACCCUCCAUCUGGCAUUUACUCUGGGAACAGUUAACUUUGUUAAAGAGCAGUAUCAUUGGUUCCAGACAAAAAUCCCUAGUGUGUGCUGGAGCCAGGUAAGGGGCUGCAACUUUGUAGGAUCUUGAGCUUUUACCUCCCCACACCCUCCAGUCUGCCCUGUCCUGUCCUAUGUCCCUGCCCCCCAAAUGCAAUUCCUAGAAUCACAAGGACCCGGAAAGGUUUGAUUUUGCUUGCGAGAGUUCAGCCUGUGAUCCUUCUGUUUUGCAGACAAAGUGUGACUUGAGGCAUCCGCCAGGGAACGAAAUCUACCGCAAAGGGACGAUCUCCUUCUUUGAGAUCGAUGGGCGGAAGAACAAGGCAAGAGCAGUUAUUGGGCGCUGAUGAAACAGGGAUUCUAGGAAAGCUGAUUCCACGAUGAUUGCUGGGGCUUUGUUUUGGGAGAUGGGGAUGGAGAGCGCACUGGUGGCGGCUGUUGGCCGUAGAUGUCUCAUCCACCACACACACACACACACACACACACACGAAGUUGGGACUGCUUCAUCUAGUGCAGGGGUGGGGAGAAACUGUUGCCCUUCAGAUGUUGUUGGAUUACAACUCCCAACUGCUUCAGCCGCUGUGGGGGUUGCCAUCUAGGAACUUCUGGAGACCACGGUUUCUCCACACCUGACUCAGCCCAGUGAUGUCUGCUCUGACUGGCAACAGCUUUCCAGCAACUCAAAACAGAGAAAUCUUUCCUCCUCCUAAUUGGAGAAACCAAGAAUUAAACACAAGACUUUCUACAUGCAAAACAGUUUCCCCAUCACUGAACUACAGUCUCUCCCUGUAAAGCUACAAACUUCCAAAUGCCAGAGCAGGCGGUUUCUUCAUCCUGUCCAGUACCCUCUCUCCUCUGACUGGCUGUGGUUCUCCAGGGUCUUCCCUGUCCCCUUCCACCUGAUCUUUUUAACAGAAGGUGCCAGGGAUUGAACCUUGGGCCUUCUGCAAGCAACAGUAAAUUUGGCCCUCCCUGCUGCCUGCUCCCGCCACCCACCCAAAUGCGAAAAAGGUACAAAACUGAGUCACAUAACGUGUGGUCUGAACUGAUAGGCAAGGCAGAUGGGUGUCCCAUCUGGUACGACAAGACAUUCACAAUGACAGAGAAGCAAUGCAAAAUUGGCAUUUUCAGUCCUUCAUUGCAAAAGUCUUUUCUUUGUGUGCUCGUUUCCUUUCCUCCAUUUCCUCCCAGAAUCCAGAUGUAUGGAUUGACAAGUCUUGGGGCAGAAUAGAAGGGAGGGAAACAAUCCAAUCCAGUUGUCUCUGUGUGGGUGGGCAGAUAGGGUGGAGGUUCAUCCCCACAUUGUAAGGCAGGCAUGUUUUAAAAGUCUUGAAACUGAUCCAAAAGCAAAGGUCAUGUGCUCAGUACUUGGGGAGGGGUGUUUGGAAGUGAAACUUCUGGGUUUGUCUUCUCUCCCCUCCACUUGCCUCCUUGUUUUUCUGGAGAUGUAAUGGAGUGAGCAUCCCACACGAAUUUCCCUCUCCUUGGAACUGGGAAAAAUGCAUUUUAAAUUCCCUGGAGGCAGCACUGGGUUUCUAGACACCGUAUGUGAAGCUGAGAGGGGGAAAUGCUCAUAGCCUCAUAUUUGAAAUGGCUUGUGAUUUCCCUCCCCCUCCAGUCCAGUCUUGCCCCACAACCUUUUGCUGCUAGAGAUGAAUCUCAGGCCCUCCUUUCUCAAGGACGUGCUUGUUUACCCUUUCCAUAUCUCUUUUCAGAGCUACUCGCAAAACCUCUGCCUCCUGGCAAAGUGCUUCCUGGACCACAAGACCCUCUACUAUGACACAGAUCCCUUCCUCUUCUACGUAAUGACAGAGUACGACAGCAAAGGCUUCCACAUUGUCGGCUACUUCUCCAAGGUAAUGUUGCAGAAUUAAUGUGCGCAUACAUCGGAUAGAUUUUAAGAAUUUCUAAAUUGAUAAUGCAUUAAUAUAAUAUUAAUUUGCAUGGUGUAUGUGUAAAAUUCAUUUGUCUCUUUCAAAUACAUUUAAUAUCAUCAAGUUCUUAAAUUAGUUACAGUUCCGAUUGAAAUGGUUCUGAAGUUUCCACCAUGAGCUGAGAGUUUUACCUAACUGAAUGCUAUUCUUUUUAGCCCCAGUGAAAUUUUGUGGAAUGCUCACAAUAAUGUCUUUGCUUUGCAAAUGUGUCCAGGGGCCAACCUCUAUUGAUAUUUAUCAUCCUCAUCCUUUUAUGUUUUGUCCUGCCUCUGAGAAUAAAGAUUUAUUAUUAUUAUUAUUAUUAUUAUUAUUAUUAAGCAAGGAGAAAGAAGUUAGGGGGAGAGCUGGUAGCAACAGCCUAAUGUUAUCUGUGGAGCAAGUUGGCUGUGAGGAUCUACACAGAGCACUGGAGACCUGUCCAGCUCUAUCCCUCUCUGCCUUCUGAUAUUUCAUUAGGCAUUACAUUUUCUGUUUUCAAGGCUUUCCUUGCAGCCAUAAGGAUUGGAAACUUAGUUUAUAGAAUAAAAGCUGAGGGCCUACUGUUGAUGAAUUUUGCAACAGUUAUGAAACCAAAGAAUGGGCACUGUCCUAAUGCAAUCUCCAUUAUGCUAGUUGUGGUCAAACCUAAACAGCUUCCUCUUGACAAGGGACAGAGAGAGGGGAAAUCUCCUGUCAUGCCAAUGUCAGGGAUCCCGGGGAGAGUCAGUGUUGGAAGGGCUGGAACAGCUCCUCCAGUGAAAAUUAACAUGCUGCUUGUUUUGCCACUACGUGCAGGAGAAGGAAUCUACGGAGGACUACAACGUGGCCUGUAUCCUGACCCUGCCCCCUUACCAGAGACGGGGCUACGGAAAGUUGCUGAUUGAGUUCAGUAAGUGGAGUCUCUUUCCAUUUUCAAUCCUCCAUUUGAAUCUUAGCAGGUUGUUGAAUCAAACCCUCCUAUAUCCCCAGAGGUUGUUUUUCUGGAUUUGGCCCAACCAUUCCUGACAUUUUCAGGAGACAGUCUCUUCCCUGACACAUCGAGGCUCUAGAGGUGCCCUCAUCUGUGCAUCAUGUUUAGAUUGUCAUGUGCAAACAUGGGGAAGAGCACUUGUGGGGCUGCCCCACAGCUGCCCCACAGCUGUGUAGCUCCCUCAUCUUGAGUAACCUUCAAAGCCCAAACUUCAGCACCUUCCCCCACCCCCCACCCUAGAUGUGUUGUCUAAGUAGUCUUUUACAUGCACUUUUGGUAGUUUGGUAUGAAGAUCCUGCUUUGACGACUCAGUUGCUUAUUAAAACAAACAAAACCACAGUUAUGCUUGCUUUAUCUAUGCAUUACAUAGAUUUAUUUACUUGCAGGAUAGAAAUCCUACAAAGGUGGCUUACAAGUAAUACAAUUACAUAUUUUAAAAAUAUAUUAGAAAUAUUAACAUAUCAAAAACACCACAGGAUCCUUUCCACAUGACUGUUGGUGGCCAUGGGUUGUGGGGAGAAAAUCCAGCUGGGGCAGGCCGAGGAGGGCACCUGGUUGGGGAGCGCUGCUAUAAACAACAGCCUGUUUGAGGUUGCUGUGAUGUUUGCUAGCCGCAUAUUAAGACACUUAAAGUUAUAUCCUAUUUUAUCAGGUCUCCCAGCUAGGAAAUGCUCCUUAUUUUAGAAAGUGCUUGUUCCAUGGAGUAGGCAGUCCCAAUUUCACAUUGUGGGAAAGACUCCUAAUCCUGCCGAUUCCCAGUUCCACCAGUCGAGUGCUGUAUUUUCAUUAUUUAUGAAAAUUCACUUCUUUAAAAUUUGGGUCGAGGGCGCCUCUUGGCCCUCAUUUUAAACUCCGUGGCUUGAGACAAAAUAGGUAGAACUUUCCCUCAUUUAGUCAUCUCUUCCAUCCGCCACAUUGUUCUUUCUUGUGCACCGGGAUCUUCUCACAGCCCCCCUCAAGCUGCCUCACUCUUUCCCCUCAAGGCUAUGAGCUGUCCAAGGUGGAAGGGAAGACAGGCACGCCAGAGAAGCCUCUCUCGGACCUGGGGCUCCUGUCCUACCGCAGCUACUGGUCCCAGACCAUCCUCGAGAUCCUCAUGAACCUCAAAUCGGAGACCGGAGAGCGUCCACAGAUCACUAUCAAGUGAGGUCCAAGUAAUGAAAGUUCACUACUGAAACCCCUGUGGGCAGCCUCUGGGCUGCAUGAGGCCCUUGGGAAGGCUUUCAGUGCGGCCCUUAGCAGUGCUGAUGGCAACCCCUCGCUGCUUAAUUUUUUGCAUGGGGUUGAGAAGACACCAUGCGGUGGGUGCCCAGAAAAUCAUGUUCCCCUCAGCUUGCCAAAUAGCUGGAGGGGGGAGGGAGCUGUGAUGGGGAGACAAUGGUGUGUGAGGUCAUUUCCACGUAAAUUAGCCCUCUGUGUGUGUUUUUGUGUGUAGCCACUAGCACAGGCAUCCCCAAACUCUGCCCUCCAGCUGUUUUGGGACUACAACUCCCAUCAUCCCUAGCUAACAGGACCAGUGGUCAGGGAUGAUGGGAAUUGUAGUCCCAAAACAGCUGGAGGGCAGAGUUUGGGGAUGCCUGCACUAGCACAUAACCUGUGACUUCCUAACCUCAUGUGACAAAAAAAAAGAAAAAAAGUCCAUCAGGAGAAGCUCCCAGGUAGGAGCUGGGAGAGCUCGCUUUCGUUUGAAAUAGGGGUUAAGACGCAGCCUUAAUAGAGGGCUUUGUAUUUCUUCUCUUUCUUCUAUCUUUUUUGUCUGUUUUAUAUUUAUUCAGAUUAGUUUGGCUUUUAUUGUAUUCUAUGUUGAAAACUUUCAAUUAAAAAACUGAUUAGAAAUAAUAAGGUGGCCCACUUCACUACCUGAGGUGCAUGCUAAGAUUGUAAGACUGGCCUCCCUCUUUCACUGGCCCUUCUUUAUUUUGGAUUGCACUCAGUAUUUCUUCUCCUUGUUUCCAGUGAGAUCAGCGAAAUCACAAGCAUCAAGAAGGAGGAUGUCAUCUCGACUCUGCAAUACCUCAACCUCAUCAACUACUACAAGGUAGCAUGCCUGAAUGAAUGGCCAUGCAAUUUGCUCUGCAGCAGCAAGACUCCAACAUUUCUAGGCACCACUUUGGAGCUUAAUGGGCAAGUUUGGGCUCCCAAUUUAGGGGUUCCCUAGAGCUCCCAGCAGACAAAGACACAGAUGGGGAUCACAAAUGGGGAAUUAAGUCUCCUGCACCCAGGUGUUGCUAGAUUCCUAACUACUAUCAGCCCCAGCAAGUCUAGCCCAAUGGUCAGGGCUGAUGGAACUUGGAAGUCCUAACAAUUGCUAGAGGGCCUCAGGUUCCCCACCUUUGGGCUGAAUUCAUCCUGAAGGAAGGAAGUGUUAUAGUAACAUGAACCAGCUCUGCACGGAGGACACACUAUCUUGGGGUGGAUGUGUCUGCAUGUGAAUUUUGUUUGUGUUCGGCUGAUGGAGGGAUAAAAACAACAGGCGGUGAUGUGCUAAGGUUCUUGCAGUUUGUCUAUGCAGUUUUGCAUAACUUGCUCUGCUUCUGCUGAUGUGGCUGAUGUCUUUGCAGUGGCAUGGCCAGGAGUAGAGUUGCUGUGCAAGGCAGCCUUUGCUGAACCCAUGGCCUCCAUCUAUUUUGGACUCCAUCAGCCCCUGCUAGCAUGGCUAAUGAUCAGGGAAGAUGAGAGUUGGGAGUCCAGUAAUACAUGUAGCUUACAAAUUUGGAGAAGGCUGCUAUAGGGUAACAGGUAUGAGGGUUUUUUGUGUGGGUAGGGGGAAUAGCAUUACAGGGAAGACUAGAAACUGCAGAAAUUUCUUGUGGGGUAGGGAGUUGCAGCACUAGAAAGUGAUACAGCUUGUUGGCUUCAGUUUUCCCCACCUGCAGUAAUGGGGGCAGCAGAGGAAACGUGUUCCUUCCCCUCAAGAUAAACCAGCUAGAACUGUGGCCUGCUUUCAGGCAUUUUUAAAGACGAGACUCAUUUUUCCUGAGAAGAUUCCAUGGAAAGGGAUGGGCAGGGAGAUGCUGCAGCCCUUGGCUGUCUGUGGUUCUCCGCCACGUCAGAUUUACCUCUUGUCACAAAAGGCGCCAGGAACCCAGAAGAGGUAUUUAAUAUGCAGGAUUUCAGGAGCUGAACCAUAGUGGCCACAGAAGUGGUGGGAGUGAGCAGGGUUUCAAGUAUAGCCGUGUCCCCGUCAUGAGGACUAGAAUCUUUGUUUAAAAUUAACAGAACCAAAACACGUCUCCUUUCUAGGGCCAGUAUAUCCUGACACUCUCCGAGGACAUCGUGGAUGGACAUGAGCGUGCCAUGCUGAAGCGAAUCCUGCGCAUUGACUCCAAGUGUCUGCACUUCACCCCAAAGGACUGGAGCAAAAGAGGAAAGUGGUGAGGCCUGCGCACCUGAGUAAGGACCAGCUGCUUGCAGGACGUCCACCCUCCUCCUCACUUUCUGUGACAAUGGGGAUCAGGCAAGGUGACCAUGCGCUCUUUCGAAGACAUUUUCCAGUCGGCUACCGAAGCAGGCACCGUCAGCCAGCCAGACCUCUUGGCGCGCUGUUACCUGGGCCUCACGUGCCCUGGACUUGCCUGCUUGUUUGUAUAUAGGACUUUUUGGAUCCCUCGCUGAGCGGUUGUGUACAGAAGUGGAAAAAGCACAGACCAAGCUACCCAAGCCGUCCCCCACCCUUUUUUUUUUUUUUUUGGACCGGAUAUUUAUUUAUAUAUAUAAAUACAAAACCACCAUCACAAAUCAAAGUUUGGAGCUUGACAAAGGCAGUUGAAGGGCAGCUGCUUUCUGCUGCGUUUCAGCUGCAGGCAGAGAAACUGUUGUUGCUGCCUCCUUCUUUUGAGGCUGGAAUUGUGCAGUUGCUUCCUUGGGAGGAGAAGCUGGAGGCCAGCUCUAGAAAGCUGCUCUCUCCCAUACUGCCUGAGGCUGUAGCAGCAUCCACAGGGGUGAAAGUGUGGAAAGAAUCUGUUAUAGGUUAGCAUACGGUAAGACAGUCUCGCUCUCUCGCUCCCUUUCCCCAAAACCAGUCUUCAUGAACCAGAGGAGCAGCCUUAAAAAAAAAGCAAACCCCACCCACCUUCUGUGCUCAGAAUAAAUUAACAAAAUGGGUUUUUAAAUGGCAUGUGUGUGUACAUCUUUUUUCUGGAUAUGGUAUUGCUUUUUCACAAAACCAAGACCCUCAGACAAGCAAAUGGGAGUCUGAGAAGGAAGAGGCUUAUAGGCCAGAGCCACUACAGCCUGAAGCAGUUGAAGCGAUGGCUGCGUACACAUCAUACAUUUAAAGAAUUCUGGAAACGUUAGGUUUAUUACGGGAAUUACAACUAUAGUUCCCAGGAUUUGGGGUUGCUGGUGAGCUGUGGUGUAAGUAUAUGCCACAUAAGGAGCCACAAUCACUUUACCUUGUAAGGGGUUUUCAAAGCUGAGUCUUUGCAAUACAAACUAAGUGUGUUUAAAAUCCAUUUCCACUACCCUGGCGCUCUUCCUGAGGAACUGUAGGAACUACAGCUCUGUGAAAAGAUAGGGGUGUCCAAAACUCUGGAGUUGCAAGAUUUUCCUGGGAGACAGAAAGCGUGGGAAUUAAAGCAGUGUUGACAUGGUCUUAUCUAUGUAGUUGAGGGAAACCACCAGAACCAGGUGUGGCAGCAGGAUCCUUUGACUUGAUGGAGCACAUUCUCAAAAGUCACUUUGGUGAGGAGUGAGCCCACAAAAACUUGCUUUAAAAAAAAAUAUUGCAGAGAUAGACCAAGAUCGAAAGCAAAGUUCCACUUGAAUGGUAAUACUGUAAAAGAAAAGGCUGAAUGCAAGGAAAGCACAGAUCUGCACGUUGGUGGGGCUGAGUUAGCAACAGCAUCCAAUCUGAAAAUGAGAGGCCUGCAGAAAAAGGACUCCUUAGCCCCCCCACCCCAAAAAAAUCCAAUACAGAGUUCGAAGUGCAGCCUGUUUGUUUUUUUUACUUCCAUGUCACCAGCAGUCACAAGCUCCCAUCUCAUUCUUCAUCAGCCACAGGAGCAUGGAUCUACAAGGGAACAAAAAGGAUCCUUUUGAGGAGGGAUGGGGAACCAGCAGCCUCCCAGCAGAAGUUAUUGGGCUACAACUCUCAUCUCCAUCCCUGACCACUGGUUGAGGUUGAUGGGAGUCAGAGUCUCACAGCAGCUGAAGGGCUAUGGUUUCCCCACCUGCUACAGCCACAUUCCUGUCCACAAGAUGCACGUAAGAGUCGGUCUGACCAGACACCGUCCCUAACAACGUAGAAGAGACGGUGUUUCUAGUCAGAGAGGAGGAACUGCAGAAUUAAGCCACUCUCGGAGAGGAGUCAAGGCAAGAAAGGUGCUAGGCUGAGCAAGGCGGCAUCAGUGUCAAACUCUACCAAUGCAGCCCUGCACUUAUUCAGCUUCACCCUAUUUGAUUUUGGUGCUGUGCGUGUUUCCUGCCUUUGCCGCCCCCUGCCACAGAUUAUGGGUGGGGAGGGAACGGCACCAAAACCCUCGCCUCCCAAAAUGCACAAUAAGGCCAAUGUUUACUGGAGCGUCUGUUUCUCCAGAAGCAUGUUUUUAAAGUAUUUGCCCUAUGGAAUCAGAGCUGGAGGGGACCCUGGAGAUCAAGGCUAGGGAACCUGUGGCCCUUUAGGUGCUGUUGGACUACCACUCCCAUCAUCCUUGACCAUUGGCCAGGCUGCCAGGGGCUGAUAGUGAGUCCAACAGAACUGGAGGGCUAAGUACUCCCCAACCCUGCUCUUAAUUGCCACAGGAAAUCCAGAAAUCUAGAACGGGUUCCCAAACUAGUCCGCAAACUUUCAGGUGCUCUCCAGUGUGUCUGCAUUAAAUAUACUGAUUUUUGGUUGCAUUUUAAAAUUUAUUUUGCGGUAUUACGAUCUGAAUUCUAUGGGACACAAUAAAAUACAACAUAAGAAAGAAAAGCAAAACAAACCAAACCAAACACAAGAGCCAUAUAGCACCUGCAGAUACUACAUGAAGACUGUUAGAUUCCCAGCUCUCACAUCUUCACCCUAACCAUACCCAGCUCCUUUCCGUGACUUACAGGAAUAAUACCAAAAUUUACAGAAAGGGCCUGAAGGUAUGCUUCCAAGUGGACCCUCCCACCCUGAGCUUCCCUGCCCCUUUAUAGAUAAGAUACGCACCCCUUCAGCAAUCUUUGGCCAUUGUAAGGACAUGAGGAUCUCAUCACUGCUGUUGGGGGCCUGCUCCAGGUUCCAGACAGUGAGUGACUCAAAGGUAGACUUCACCCGCACCUGCCGCUCCUGUAGGAAAGAAGGGACAGUCAAUGGGGAUCCGGGAAUUAACCCUCCCCUCUCCAGACUCCACCCACCCAACAACUCACCUGCAAAGCUGCAUCAUCUUCCUCCAGGACCAGCCCCAUGUAGCCCUCAGGUACGAGGACUUCCUUCCCUUUUAGGCUCCGCCCACGGAAGGAUACGGAUGCCUCUGCUGGGCAAUGCAGGAUGACAGAGGACAAAAACAAACCAACAUAGAUUCUCAGUCUGGGCUUUCCAGGCAGAGAGGGGGCUCCACACCUGCUCUCCAGUCCCUUUAAACUGGAAAUCCCUCCUAGAACCACCUGCAUGCAAAACUCAUGUGUUCUUGCUCCUAAUAAUAAUAAUAAUAAUAAUAAUUUAUUUAUACCCCACCCAUCUGGCUGGGUUUCCCCAGCCACUCUGUUCUAACAUAGUCAAUAUUGUUGUUUUAUCACAAUAUAUUGUGAAACUAGGGAAGGAAAGAGAGAGGGAAAUGAGCAAAUUUCUGACAGGCUUCUAGAGUGACGGUCAGUUUAUUCUUUUAGCAUAUUAUUUUAUCGUUAAUAUAAUGGGUGUGGGGGAGGGGGCCCGGUGUCAGCAGCUGUGAUCGAGGAAUGUUUUGGGUCACAAAACUCUUAUGCCAGAAAGGCUACUCCAAAUCGCAGCGCCGGCCGCCAGUAAGGGAAGGCUUGCUUCCAUGAUAGGUUGAGGGACUUGGAGCUGAUCAGCCCCAGAAGACCUCAGAGGAUGUUGAAGACUGGCAGUUAUGGCAGCCAGCAAAGGCUUGGGGUUGAAUUGAGAUCCUCGUUCAACUCGGGGAACAAGACCAAGGAAGGUCUAGCCUUGAAGUCAGGAAACGCCACCUGAGCAAUUCAGUUACUUAUAGGAGGCAUUUCUAUGGUGUCAUUUUUCUUGUGCUAAUUUUUAUUUUGGUAAAAAAAAACCCAAGCCUUCUAAAUAAAUAAAUACGUUAUUACUGGAUUCCAUACACACUCUUCCAGGGUGUGUAAUACAACAACAUUAAAUACCUAAGCAGCGCAGAAGGGCCAGAGCUCAGUGGUCGGAGCUCGUGCUUUGCAUGCAGAAGGUUGUAGGUUCAAUCCCUGGCAUCUCUAGGGUAGGAACAUCCUGCCUGAGGCGCUGGAGAAUCACUGCCAGCCAGUGUAGACAACAUUGACCUAGAUGGGCUAAGCGGUCUUUUCUGGUAGAAAGCACCUUUGUUUGUUCUAGAUGGACAAGGGAUUCAGGGCUCCUGCACCUUUCAUAGCUGUCCAGAAGAGGGAAUUUAGGCAGCUAUUGUUCAAUCAAAGGUGCAGGAACCCAGUCCUCUUCUCCCCCGUCCACCCUCUCCCAUGCCCUCCCCGGUGGUCCAUUACUGCACUCGGAAGCCUGAGCCUGCCAAGGUAACACCCCUUGCAUCGUCUCCCCUGCCCCAUUUACUUCAAGCAGCACCAACCCCUCGCAGCGCAAUCCACUCCAGGGUGGAGACUACACAAAGUUUCUUUGAAGCACACUCUUUUCCCCUCGGAGAAUUAUGGGCACUGUAGUUUGUUAAGGGAUGCUGGGAAUUAUAACUUUGUGAGGGCUAAAACUACACUGCCCAGAAUUCUUUUUUUAUUAUUAUUAUUUUUGGGUGGUGGGGUGGGAAAACGUGCUUUAAGCAGAUAUGGUGUGUCCGCAGACCAGGCCUACUUCGAGAUACAAGACUGCACUGAGUUCAACGGGGCCCCGAGUUCGGAUUCUGAGCCAUUUCUUUCCCCCCUUGCAGAGCAAAUCCUACCCCCUUCCCCAAGCCCACACGGACAGAUAAAAGUCCCUCUCGAUCCAAUGGGGCCUUAGUGCCCCAUAACCGGCUGCCCAAGGGGUCUGCAUCCCACUCUCCUCCUGCUUCGCUCACCGUCCGGUUCUCCGGGCCGUCGAAUGGCCGGCGCGAAGUACCGCCGCACCGCAGCGGCGCCGUCGUGCCGGACCGCGCAGGGGAGCAAGUGGAGCCGCUCCCGGGGCGCCCCGGGCAAAGAAAGCAGCGCCAGCCGCGCCGGGCCCCGCUCCUCGCCAGCCAUGAGCAGCACAGCCGUCCGCCCUUCCUUCCUUCCUUCCCGCGGAGCAGCCGCCCUCCUGCGCCCCGCCCAGGCGCAUCCACUCCCGGGUCGCGCCCAGCCCAGCGCCGCCUCCUG